AUGCCAGCUCCCCAGGACCCCACACGUAUGCCCAUCAGGCAACAGAUGGAAGAACUCAUCCGUCGCAAACAAAGCGAGAUCACAAAGGGUCUCGAGACGCUCGACACUGUGAAGUUCAGACCAGACUCGUGGACUCGUGGCAACGAUGGUGGUGGAGGAACCUCAAUGGUGCUGCAGAACGGUACCACGUUCGAGAAGGGUGGUGUCAACGUGUCUGUGGUCUACGGACAGCUUUCGCCACAGGCGAUUUCGGCCAUGAAACACGACCACAAAAACCUUGAGUUGCCCGUCGACGCCGAAAGUGGGCUUCCGAACGCGGAGGGUGUUAAGUUCUUUGCGUGCGGACUUAGCAUGGUCAUCCACCCUUCGAACCCUCACGCCCCUACUACGCAUUUGAACUACCGCUAUUUCGAGACCUGGAAUCCAGACGGAACCCCUCAGACAUGGUGGUUUGGCGGUGGAGCAGAUCUCACUCCAUCAUAUCUCUACGAGGAAGACGCACGUCUUUUCCACGAAGAGCACAAGAAGGCUCUUGACAAACACGACACCAUGCUGUACCCACGCUACAAAAAGUGGUGCGACGAGUACUUCUACAUAAAGCACAGAGAAGAGACCCGUGGUAUCGGUGGUAUCUUCUUUGACGACAUGGACGACCGCGAUCCACAGGAAAUUCUGGCCAUUGUUGAGGACUGUUUUGAUGCUUUUCUCCCUUCGUACCUACCCAUUAUCGCGCGCAGAAAGGACAUGCCUUUUACUGAGGAAGAAAAGCAAUGGCAAUUGAUCCGCCGUGGUCGUUAUGUGGAGUUCAACUUAGUGCUUGACAGAGGUACCCAAUUUGGUUUGAGAACACCAGGGUCCCGUACCGAAUCCAUUCUAAUGAGUUUGCCAGUAACCGCGUGCUGGUUCUACGAUCACCAUCCAGAGCCGGACUCUCGUGAAGACAAGCUUCUAAAGGUACUCAGAACGCCAGUGGACUGGGUGUAA
Messenger RNA from Lachancea meyersii CBS 8951, 984 nucleotides. NCBI's taxonomy places the organism in Eukaryota, Fungi, Ascomycota, Saccharomycetes, Saccharomycetales, Saccharomycetaceae. The record is from the annotation of a GenBank genome assembly.